ACGUCCUCAAGGCAAUCCGGUCACAAGUUCACAAAUGCUGACUGUUGGUGUUGAGUGGUGAAGUGGUGAACCAUUACAAUCAAGUUGCCUCAAGCAGUUUUGCUGUUUUUCAAUUUAUCUGUGAUUAGUGAUGGGUUCACAACCAUUAGUAUCAUGUAUGAAGGGAUGCUUCCUUAUUUUCAAUUUUGUUUUCUGGUUGACUGGUCUGGCAUUGCUGAUUAUUGGAAUACUGACCAAGUUUGCUUUCAAUGACAUAAUGAAAUUGUCAACUGAUAUUAAUUACAAUCUUGGUCCUUAUAUUAUGAUUGGCUGUGGAGUCUUUAUUGUUUUAAUUGGAUUUGUUGGUUGCUGGGCAGCAGUGAAAGAACAUUCUUGGGCUUUGAAGAUUUACAUGUUUGUGCUCAUUGUUAUCUUCAUCAUUGAAAUGAUUGGUGCUAUCACUGGAUAUGCUUUCAGAAACAAGCUUAAAAAAGGUCUGGAAAAAGGUCUAAGAAAUGCUGUUGAUAAUUACAAAACUGAUAAAGAUCUCAAGGAAGGAUUGGAUAAAAUACAAGCAAAAGUUAAAUGCUGCGGUGUCAACUCCUACAAAGAUUUCUUCAACUCCUCUGCCAGUAACUCGACAGUUAAGUCUGUUCCAAAAACAUGUUGUAAAAAUCAGGGGUCACCGGAUUGUCACUACAAGGAUUUAAAUGGUUUUACACCGGACAAGAUGGGAAUACACACACACGGUUGUUAUAACGAACUCUUGGAUCAAGCGAAGGGUAAAUUCCUUCUCAUAGGUGGCGUGGCUUUGGGAAUCGCCUUGUUUCAGAUUUUGGGUGUGGUAUGCGCUUACAUCUUGACGAAACAAUUCAAAUCGAGUUAUGAGCAAAUGUAAUAUAACGCAGUACUGUAAUUGGUAUUAAAAGUUGGUUUCUUUUUGUGUCGUGGGACUUAAUUUAGAUCUUUUUUUAUAAACCUUAGUAUGAUUAAAAAUAAUUAAGAAAUUGGCCAUCAUGAUCUAUAAAAGAAGACAUCGUUUUUCGCAGGUUAUGGAAAUAUUCAAGAAGUACUAUAUCGUCUGCCAUACCUUAACAUGACCUUCACAUUUUAAAUGUCAUUUUUUUAAUAUUUUCUUUAUUUCAGAAUAGUCGUAAGGCAUUAGAAAAAUCCACGUGUUUGCCCGUCCUCAAAAUUGUUACAACUAAGUUAAUAGAAAUAUAUCGCAUUUGCUUUUUUACGAGUAAUAGUGUAAGAGACAAUUUGGUAUCCCGGGAAUAAAAAGCCAGGUUUUCGCCCGUCCUUUAUAUAUCACAUUUCGUCUUUCCGUGUAACCCAACUUUGCGUUCCAAACAGACAGACGGCUUACGGGUAUUAAUAUAAGAGAUUUAGAUUGGUUAUUACUGAUAAGUAAUAUAUUUUGUUAUUUAUGUGUAGUAUAUAUAACAUAUAUCUUGUGUUAUCCUAAUACUGAUCACUUUAUGUUACGUAUGCUGUACAAUAUAUUUUAAUAUAUAUUUUAAUCAUGGUGUGUGAGUGUAUACGUGUCUACUUCUCGCUUGUUGUUUUUCAUAUAUUUGUGAAAAUUUGAAUGUGGUGUUCUUCGUUGUCUUUUGUAAUUUCUUCAUAUAAAGGGAUUAAUUUUUUAUGCAGAAGUUGAAUUUUUUUGGAUUCGGGUUUGUCUUAUAUCACUUCGGUAAGAUUUACCACUUCAUUAACGAAAAGAGAAAACACAACUGUUUUAAAUGUCAUUCUAUUUCUUUUAGAAUGCGUCGGCCGAACGUCGGUUUUUUUCACGGGGUGCCUGUUAUUGAUUCGCAGUGUUUGUAGCUAUUACUUUUAUAUGUUUGUUGUUCCUUUUAAGCUUCAUAUAUUUUUAUGAUGGCUGCAGAAUUAAUAUUGUUUUAUUUUGGAAUGUUAGUCUGAUUUUUACACCGUUGUGUGUUAUUAAAGGGGAAAGACAAUUCGUGACUCGA
This is a messenger RNA of Hydractinia symbiolongicarpus, 1955 nucleotides long. Its product is annotated as tetraspanin-6-like. The record is from RefSeq and is a predicted model, not a curated record. The coding region runs from base 131 to 877 and encodes 248 amino acids. Lineage: Eukaryota; Metazoa; Cnidaria; Hydrozoa; Anthoathecata; Hydractiniidae. The transcript has 7 exons. Gene Ontology annotation, cellular component: membrane.